AAUUAAAAAAAGAUGAUUCAUGAAGAGAAAAGCCAAGAAUAUCAUCUUGGCUCCUCCUCCAUUGAUGGCCCUUUCCCAUUUCACAAGCUGCUUGUUUAUGCUGAUGCUUUUGAUUGGGUUUUAAUGGGUUUAGGGACUUUUGGUUCUGCCAUUCAUGGCAUGGCUCAGCCCAUUGGGUAUCUUUUGCUUGGGAAAGCACUUGAUGCAUUUGGAAAUAAUAUUGGUGAUAUUGAUGCAAUGGUUGAUGCACUCUAUGAGGUGAUUCCAUUUGUAUGGUACAUGGCCAUAGCCACUUUCCCAGCAGGAAUACUUGAAAUUGGGUGUUGGAUGUACACAAGUGAGAGACAAGCUGCUCGUCUAAGACUUGCAUUCUUGCAAUCAGUGCUUAGUCAAGAAAUUGGUGCUUUUGACACAGAUCUCACCACUGCCAAAAUAAUCACCGGAAUCAGUGCCCACAUGACCAUUAUACAAGAUGCCAUUGGAGAGAAGUUGGGGCAUUUUUUAGCAAGCGUGGCGACUUUCAUAAGUGGGGUUGUGAUUGCUAUCAUAAGCUGUUGGGAAGUGUCAUUGCUCACUCUCUUGGUAGCUCCAUUGGUUAUGGCAAUUGGGGCUGCUUAUGCUAAGAGGAUGACUCUCCUUUCCUCUAUCAAAAUUGGUUAUCAAUCUGAAGCUACUUCCUUGAUCCAACAGUCAAUAUCUCAAAUCAGAGCAGUGUAUGCAUUUGUGGGAGAGAGAAGCAGCAUAAAGGCAUUUGCAGAACAAUGCGAGAAAAUGAUUGUGAUGAGCAAGCAAGAAGCAUUGGUUAAGGGAGUGGGCAUAGGAAUGUUUCAAACCGUGACUUUCUGUUGUUGGAGUCUCAUUGUAUGGAUUGGAGCCGUUGUUGUAACUGCAGGAAGAGCCAGUGGAGGGGACAUCAUAGCUGCUGUUAUGAGCAUUCUCUUUGGAGCAAUCUCGCUGACUUACGCUGCACCAGACAUGCAAAUAUUCAACCAGGCAAAGGCUGCAGGGAAGGAAGUUUUCCAAGUGAUUCAAAGGAAGCCCUCGGCAAUCAAUGGUUCAAACGAGAAGACGUUGGAGGAUAUUGAAGGCCACAUUAAUAUUCAAAAAGUCCAUUUUGCUUACCCCUCUCGUCCUCAUAAACUCGUCCUUGAAGACUUCACUUUGUCCAUUCCUGCAGGGCAGUCUAUUGCCUUAGUUGGUAGCAGCGGGUGUGGAAAGAGUACAGUCAUCUCCCUUAUCACUAGAUUCUAUGACCCUCUUCAGGGAGAUAUUUUCAUAGAUCAUCAGAACAUCAAGGAUCUGAAUCUGAAAUUUCUCAGGGAAAACAUUGGAAUAGUUUCCCAAGAACCUGCACUCUUUGCUGGAACCAUCAAGGAUAAUAUCAAAAUGGGAAAACGAGAUGCAAAUGAUCAACAAAUAGAAAAUGCAGCAGUAAUGGCAAAUGCACACUCUUUUAUAUCUAACCUUCCAAACCAGUACUUAACAGAGGUUGGACAAGGGGGAACCCAAUUGUCAGGAGGUCAAAAGCAAAGAAUAGCAAUAGCAAGAGCCAUUCUCAAGAAUCCACGAAUUCUCUUACUGGAUGAAGCCACAAGUGCUUUAGAUUCAGAAUCUGAGAGGCUGGUUCAAGACGCUCUAAAAAAGGCUAUAGUUGGGAGGACAGUCAUCAUGAUUGCCCACAGAAUGUCAACUAUUAUUGGUGCAGAUGUGAUUGCCAUCAUAGAAAAUGGAAGAGUUUUAGAAACAGGAACACACCAAAGCUUGCUAGAAAAAAGUAUAUUCUAUGGCAACUUAUUCAGCAUGCAUGAUAUCAGACCAAUUAAAGAUUCAAGCAAUUCAAACUCAUUGUCAGAACAAGGAAGUGCCCAUCAAGAAGCUUCAUCUUGCGACCUUGAUAAGGACGAGAAACUUGAGCCCAAAAAUUCUAAAAUAGAUUCUUUGAGAGCAGAAGAGAAAGAGGGAUCAAAAGAAAUAUUCUUCAGAAUUUGGUUUGGCUUGAGUAAUAUAGAGAUAAUGAAGACUAUUUUUGGAUCUUUUGCAGCAGCUGUGUCUGGCAUCUCGAAACCCAUCUUUGGAUUUUUUAUCAUAACAAUAGGGGUAGCCUACUACCACACAAAUGCAAAGCACCGUGUUGGAUUAUACUCCCUCAUCUUCUCUAUGGUGGGAUUAUUAUCAUUUUUCAUGCACACCAUACAACACUAUUUCUUCGGAAUAGUGGGAGAAAAGUCAAUGAAAAACCUCAGAGAAGCUCUCUAUUCAGUUGUACUACGCAAUGAAGUAGCAUGGUUUGACAGACCUGAAAACAAUGCUGGUUCACUUACAUCACAAAUAAUGAACACCACCUCCAUGAUAAAAACCAUAAUAGCUGAUCGAAUGUCUGUCAUUGUACAGUGCAUCUCCUCCAUUCUAAUUGCCACCACCGUCAGCUUGAUUGUGAAUUGGAGAAUGGCUCUCGUUGCUUGGGCUGUUAUGCCUUUCCACUUCAUUGGUGGCCUAAUACAAGCCAAGUCUGCCAAAGGAUUUUCAAGAGAUUCUGCUGUUGCUCAUCACGAACUAGUUUCACUAGUCUCCGAAUCAGCAACCAACAUAAGAACUAUUGCUUCUUUUUGCCAAGAAGAAGAAAUAAUGAAGAGAGCGAGAAUGUCAUUAGAAGAACCAAAGAGAAAAAGUAAGAGAGAAAGUAUCAAGUAUGGAAUUAUUAAUGGCAUCGCACUUUGCUUAUGGAACAUUGCCCAUGCAAUUGCUUUGUGGUACACAACAAUUUUGGUUCACAAAAGACAAGCAUCCUUCGAAGAUGGCAUAAGAUCAUACCAAAUUUUCUCCCUCACAGUACCCUCAAUCACUGAACUGUGGACAUUAAUUCCAACUGUCAUCUCAGCCAUUGGCGUACUAACUCCAGCAUUCCACACACUUGACCGGAAAACUCUUAUUGAGCCAGAAAUACCAAGAGAUCCAAAAAUAGAGAAAAUUGAAGGAAGAAUUGAGUUUCAAAGAGUAAAAUUUAACUACCCAACAAGGCCAGAAGUCAUUGUUCUUACCAACUUUACCUUAGAAAUCAAAGCAGGAUCAAGGGUGGCUCUUAUUGGACCAAGUGGAGCAGGCAAGUCUUCCGUUUUGGCACUUCUGCUCAGAUUCUAUGAUCCUGAAGAAGGUAAUAUCCUUAUUGAUGGGAAGGAUAUAAAAGAAUACAAUCUGAGAAUACUGAGGACACACAUAGGGUUUGUGCAACAAGAGCCUGUUCUAUUUAGCUCCUCGAUCAGAUAUAAUAUUUGCUAUGGGAUCGAGCACGUUUCUGAAACUGAACUUUUAAAGGUGGCAAGAGAAGCUAAAGUACAUGAAUUUGUCAGUAAUUUGCCUGAUGGAUAUGAUACACUUGUUGGAGAAAAAGGUUGCCAACUGUCUGGAGGACAAAAGCAAAGAAUAGCCAUUGCUAGAACUCUUCUGAAGAAGCCAACAAUUUUGCUCCUAGAUGAACCAACAAGUGCAUUAGAUGUUGAAUCCGAAAGAACUUUAGUUAGUGCUUUAGAGUCAAUAAAUGGGAAUAAUGGCUUCAGAACUACCCAGGUUACAGUUGCCCAUCGGCUCUCUACAGUGACAAACUCAGAUGUUAUUGUAGUCAUGGAUAGAGGUGAGAUUGUGGAGAUAGGUUCACAUAGCACCCUAUUGACAGCUCCUGAUGGAGUGUACUCAAAACUCUUCAGGAUACAGAGUCUUGCUGAUGUUUAAUAUUUUAAACCAUUGCAGGUAGAAUAUAAGUCUAAUAUGCUUAUAUAGAAUAGAAGACAACAAUAACUAAUUUGUUGAAGAACUUGAUUUCUAUUAUCAGGUGAAUGAUUUGAUUGUGGACUCUUACAAAUGAAAGAUUUUGUAGUUUAAAUA
This is a messenger RNA of Cucumis melo (muskmelon), 3879 nucleotides long. RefSeq names its product ABC transporter B family member 19-like. The record is from RefSeq and is a predicted model, not a curated record. Gene Ontology annotation, biological process: transmembrane transport. The transcript has 10 exons. Gene Ontology annotation, cellular component: membrane. Bases 13 to 3726 code for a protein of 1237 amino acids. Lineage: Eukaryota; Viridiplantae; Streptophyta; Magnoliopsida; Cucurbitales; Cucurbitaceae. Gene Ontology annotation, molecular function: ATP binding; ABC-type transporter activity; ATP hydrolysis activity.